UAGCGACAAGACUUUUAUUUUGGUCUGGCGAUGUGACGUCAUAAGGCUGCGCGCGCUCCCGCGUCUGUGAUUCAACUGAAGAAAGGAGAAAGUGUCCAAACACACAGAAAAACUCCUGCUGAAGCGACUGAGAUCCACGUGACACACCGUUAUAAAGAUGGUGUUUAUUAAAGAUGAGAGUGAAGACAUGAAGAUUGAAGAAACAUUCAGAGUCAAACAUGAAGAUACUGAGGAACAAACAGACCUGAUGGCACUGAAAGAGGAGAGUCAAGAACUGAAUGAAACGGAAGAGAAAGAUCAGAAUGAGGAACAUCAUGAUUUCAAAACUGAAGAAAAAUCAACAAGUUGCUCACUGACUGAAAAGACUUCCUCACCAAAAAAAGCUCAAAAAACACAAAACCUUAAUUCCCAAAUGAGAAUUCAUACUGGAGAGAGACCUUACACCUGCCAACAGUGCGGAGAAAUGUUCAAUCAAAAAGGAUGCCUUAAAGUCCACAUGAAAAUUCACAUUGAAAAGAACCCGUUAAUAUGCCCUCAGUGUGGAAAAUGUUUUACACUGAAAAAAACCCUUAAGGCUCACAUGAGAAUUCACACUGGAGAGAGACCUUACACCUGCUCUCAGUGUGGAAAGAGUUUUACACGGAAAAGUCAUCUUAAAGCCCACAUGAGUAUUCAUUCUGGAGAGAAACCUUACACCUGCAAACUGUGUGAGAAGAGUUUCACACGAAAUGGAAAUCUUACGUCUCACAUGAUAAUUCACAUUGAAAAGAAGUCAUUAAUAUGCUCUCAGUGUGGAAAGUGUUUUUUACAGAAAAAAACCCUUAAUGCCCACAUGAGAGUUCACACUGAAGAGAAGCCUUUCACCUGCCCUCAGUGUGGAAAGAGUUUCAGGCACAAAGGAACCCUGAAGACUCAUAUAAGAAGUCACACCGGAGAGAAUCCAUUCUCAUGUGAUCAGUGUGGAAAGAGUUACAGAUAUAAAGAAAACCUUAAUAAUCACAUGAAGACUCACUCAAGAGUGAAGAGUUUUAAAUGUCAUCAGUGCAAAAGGAGUUUCACAGACAGGAAACAUCUUAAGAAUCAUGUUAAAAUUCACAUCGGAGAAAAGCCUUUCAUGUGCCAUCACUGUGGGAAGAGUUGCUCAAAAGAAAGAAGCCUCCAGGUUCACUUGAGAAUUCACACUGAAGAGAAACCUUUCACCUGCGAACAGUGUGAGAAGAGUUUCAGGACUAAAGGAAACCUUCAGAUUCACACGGUAGUUCACACUGGAGAGAAGCCUUACAAGUGUCUUCAGUGUGAGAAGAGUUUCACAAGUCAAAGCAACAUGACACGUCAUUUGAAAACUCAUUCUGGGAAGAAACAGCCAUUUUCCUCAGAGUGACAAGGUUUAGAUAAAGGAGUCAUUUCUACAGAGCCCUGGCACUGUAGUCACACCAGCCCACCCACGGACACGCUUAUUCAUUUGUGUACAGAUGGCGAAAUAAUAUAAGCAGUACUGUAUGUAACAGAUAUUUAAAUAUUCAAUGUAUGUGACUGGCAAACAAUGCUUACUACUGUAAAGUUGAUUACAAACCCAAAGUACAUUUGUGUGUCACUG
Molecule: messenger RNA, 1597 nt
Organism: Onychostoma macrolepis
Lineage: Eukaryota; Metazoa; Chordata; Actinopteri; Cypriniformes; Cyprinidae
Product: gastrula zinc finger protein XlCGF26.1-like
Exons: 3
Coding region: 158-1381 (407 amino acids)
Source: RefSeq, a predicted model, not a curated record